Molecule: messenger RNA, 774 nt
Organism: Colletotrichum phormii
Lineage: Eukaryota; Fungi; Ascomycota; Sordariomycetes; Glomerellales; Glomerellaceae
Exons: 5
Coding region: 1-774 (257 amino acids)
Source: RefSeq, a predicted model, not a curated record
AUGGCUUCUGUCGGAACCGAUGCUGAGGGCCAGGUGACCUUUCUGGUUCACUGCAUCAAGCAUUCUUCUGGUGGAAGGGUCGACUUUCGGUCUGUUGCCAAUGAUUGCAAAAUCGCGUCCAAGGCCGCUGCCGCCAAGCGGUUCGAGCGCAUCCUCAAGCCUUACGGAAUGAAGACCAGCGACUUGUCUAAGAAUGGCCCCAUCGGCAGUGCUGCUGCCUCUCCUGGUGGCGCCAGUGCCAGCCCCAAGACCCCCGGCCGGGCAACUCCUAAGGCCAAGGGCAAGCGCGCCCCCACUGAGACUCCCACCAAGGAGACCAAGCGCCUCAAGCUGGCUAACCACCCGGCUGUCUCGUCCUACAAUGACGAGGACGAUGCGGAGGAUGUGCCUCUAUUCAAGGUCAAGGAGGACCCUGAGGCUUCUGGCACCGACUCGGCCAACGGUUCGUACAACGAUAUUCCCCGAGGCCACGAUGACGACGACUUGCAACUUCUCUACGUUGUGGAGAAAACGACGAGCGAUUGCCCGAUUCACGAUCAUGUCGAGACCGACAAGCAUGCCAGCUUGCUAUCAUGGCUGGGGGUUCCUACCGGAAAUGCCAGUCUACGCAUGGCCGGAUACUUGCGCGACACACAGGGAGCUAGAAGCAGCACAGAUCGGGGAUUGACCCUCUAUGGGGACGAUAUGGCCGUCAUGUCUGACCAGAUUGCUGGCUGGGAUAGCUCGUACAUGGAAAUGAUCGAUGUCGAUGGUCAAUUAGACACUCAAAAAUAG